This is a messenger RNA of Exophiala xenobiotica, 1426 nucleotides long. RefSeq lists its product as uncharacterized. The record is from RefSeq and is a predicted model, not a curated record. The transcript has a single exon. NCBI's taxonomy places the organism in Eukaryota, Fungi, Ascomycota, Eurotiomycetes, Chaetothyriales, Herpotrichiellaceae. Bases 566 to 1393 code for a protein of 275 amino acids.
CGGCCCCUCUCUCCGAGCCACUUCCUUCAACAAAAGUCGGUAGAUCCAUCCCAGCGACAAGCUCAUGUGAUUUUGGCCAUUUGGCGCCCAACUCACGGAGAGCCUGAAAGUCAAGAGUCCACUAACUUGCGCCCAAGAAAUGUGCGCCGGGGAUCUGAGCGACCUUUUGAGCAAACGGUGGGCGUAACUCUAUUGGGUCCGAUCCACCCAGAUCUUUACACCGGUCAGGAUCUUGUCAGCCGUCAGUUGGGCAUUAGAAAGCCCGCGCCCUUCAUUGUGCGGCUGCCACAGCAAACAGACAACGUCUUGAAGGAGCAGCCGAUCAAGCCCCCAGUAGCCGCAUUUUGUGGCAGAGAGUCAUUAGGCGAGCCGAAGCUGGGCGCUCCUACCUCGUGGUCUUGUCCCGACUUGACAACCUUCACUAACCAUUGCUACUCGUAUCCUUCGCUCCCUGUCCAUCAAACCACAAGGGUUUGGAUCUGCUGUGUAACCUCCGAGCUUAGUCCUUGUCCAGUGCAAGAUUCCUCCUCAUUGCUGAAGUUCCGGCACAAUCCAACAAGGGCAGAUGGAAGGAAAGGGCACGUACCGGUGGGAAGAUUUUGGAACGCCCAACGAGCGGAUCCCAACUUAUGAAGAGUCUAUGGCUACUGCGCCAGUAUCGACGUCGACAUCGAAACCGUGGCAGAAUUCUAGCAGUUCCGGGCCUUCCAUUAUACGGCAAGAACGCACGCGACGGGUUCGGCAUCUCAUCACCAACUCCAUAACUCCAACCUUCACUUUCCAUCUCGCGAACGGUUGCUCUCAUCUGAGCAUCAUUAUUCUACCAUCCGAGUCUCUGCGGAACAGCAAAGCCUUGACGGAGCAGAAUAUAGUGACUCCAAGUCCGCAAUCCCAGGAGACACGGACUCUCCUUGCUUUGAAUGGAGAGGAAAACCGCGCUUCCUUUUGGAUGCAGGGUGCUGUGGUCCAGGAGUUGGACUGUCUACUUCGACGAGAGCUCUCUGACGAAGCAGCCACUGCUGUCACUUCCAAUCCAGAUUCGCGUCCUGAGGCACAACCACUACACGCCACUGAACUUCCACCACGACCGAAGUCCAAAUGGUGGCUAAAGCGUGCGUUUGUCCUUCCAGGGCCUGACCAUGACCCAACCGGCGAGACGGGAAAAUGGAAUCUGGGCUGGCGAACUCCUGAAACUCUUGGUGCUCCGAACAUAGGGCCUGGAUGUGAGUCGUCCUCUUGGAAACCUCGAGCACGAACAAAGGAACUCCAACCAGACGAGAUGGCAAUCAGCACCACUUUACAGCCCGUAAGCUUCCGGACUGAGAGUGAGAUGGGCCUCUUAGAGACCACCACUGUGAAGUGUAUUUGGGUAGAGAUCGAGAUUGGCAUCUAAUCCAACAAACUCCUCGUUUGCUCAGUCGAUAGG